Molecule: messenger RNA, 1686 nt
Organism: Dicentrarchus labrax (European seabass)
Lineage: Eukaryota; Metazoa; Chordata; Actinopteri; Moronidae
Product: dehydrogenase/reductase SDR family member 13
Exons: 6
Coding region: 164-1120 (318 amino acids)
Source: RefSeq, a predicted model, not a curated record
GAUCGAUGGGGAAUGCCAGCAGAACCGGUGGGACCAGCCCGAACAGUGACUCACCUGCCCACCUCAGGCAGGUAUAACUGGUUGGGCAGGUGAGUCCCACCAGGUGUAUAAAAGACAGAGCUCAGCUCCUGAGUCAGUCAGUGAUUCUCAGCUGUUUUAAACCAUGUUUCACCUGCUGCUGCUGGCCGGCGUGGUCCUGGGAGGAUACAUCCUCCUCACACAGACCCUCUUCAAAAGAUCCAAAUGUAAAGGAAACGCAGCGAUGGCCGGGAAGACCAUCAUCAUCACAGGAGGGAACACUGGCAUCGGUAAAGCCACGGCUCUGCACCUGGCCAGGAAGGGAGCCAGAGUGAUCCUGGCCUGCCGAAACCGGGACAAGGCCGAGUCCGCCAUCGCAGAUAUACAACAGGAAACAGGAAGCACUGACGUGAUCUACAUGCAGUUGGACUUGGCCAGUCUGAAGAACGUACGCUGCUUCGCUGAAACUUUCAUGAAAACGGAGUCGAGGCUGGAUCUGCUCAUUAACAACGCCGGUCUGGUGGCUGAUGGGCGGACAGAAGACGGUUUCGGCAUCGAGUUCGGGGUGAACCACCUGGGACACUUCCUGUUGACCUGCCUGCUGCUGGAACGUCUGAAGGAGGCGGGUGGAGGACGAGUGAUCACCCUGUCCUCCAUGGCUCACCGCUGGGGACACGUCGACUUUGAGGCUCUGGCGGCGAACAAAGACCUGGGCACCGGCGGGUACAGCUGGCAGUUCUUCCAGGCUUACUGCAACAGUAAACUGUGCAACGUGCUCUUCACCCACGAGCUCGCCAAGAGGCUGAAAGGAACCAACGUCACCUGCUACAGCGUCCACCCAGGUGUUGUUCGGACCGAGCUGUCACGUCACGUCAGCCUGUGGCAGAAGGUUUUCAUCGAGCCCGUGGCCCAGAUGCUGUUUCUGGACCCGGAGGCCGGAGCUCAGACCACGCUGCACUGCUGCCUGCAGGAGGGAAUCGAACCUCUGAGCGGACGUUAUUUCUCCUGCUGCGCCGUACAGGAAGUAUGCGCCCGGGCCCGAGACGACGUUGUGGCCCGGAAACUGUGGGAGGUCAGCGAGAUGCUCUGUGGACUCUCUUAAGACGAAAUGACCACAAAGGACUUUUUCUCUGCUUUAAAUUGAAUUGAGUCCAUGAACCAUGAACUCUCCGUCCGUUACAAACGGAUUACUCUGGUGUUAAAGUGUGAUAACUUGGACUUUGUGUCUCCACCAAUGUAAUAAUAUUAAUAACAAUACAUUGUGCACGUCUAGUUUUGCUGUGUGACAUAUCUUAAUCACCCUUCUCAUGUUGUCACCUCCAUACAGUAGAUUGGUGUUGUAAAGAUGAUUCUACAUCGAUGCAGUGACACUACAUAAUUGGGUUUUCAGGCUACAUAAAAUUAUAACCAACUAAUGUUGACUGUUGAUUUAUGUCAUUCACAAUACCUGCACUCUACGGUGCAACCAAAGCCCAGGAGUAAAGCUAGUCGAGUAGCCAUUACAUGUGAUUCCUAGACUUCUGUCAUGACUGACUCCUUUCAAUAAUAGCAAUAGUUUUGUUUAUGUCUGUUAUGUUUACGGAUACUGGUAGGUGCAGCUUUUUAUAUUGUAGACAGUUGUAGUCUGAUUUUUGAAUGCACUUUCUAAAUAAAAAUUGAGUUUUCUGA